Messenger RNA from Rangifer tarandus platyrhynchus (Svalbard reindeer), 3684 nucleotides. NCBI's taxonomy places the organism in Eukaryota, Metazoa, Chordata, Mammalia, Artiodactyla, Cervidae. The record is from the annotation of a GenBank genome assembly.
AUGGCCAGCGCAGUGGGCAGUCUCACCAUCACGCUGGCCAGCAUCACCAGCAGCAGCUCCAGCAAAGCGCGGCGCAGCGGCCAGUGCAGGGACCAGGACACCAACAGCACAGGGAGGAGUGUCAACCAUUUUUCUUGGGCGCUUUGCUCUUCUGAUCCAUUUUCGGCCUCCUCGCUCCCGCCAUCAUACCACCCGCUGCAUCGCCAUCUUCAGCGCCAUCACGAGCAGCGCUACGGCGUGAAUCACCACCACCACCGGUUGCAGAAUGAGCAGCAGAUACACCAGCAGCACCCCCUGCAGCGUGUCUCUUACCAGCAGCACGUGUAUGCCCCUCAGGGCCUGCAGCAGCGAUAUUCGCUCAGUGUGCCUCAGCCGCCGUUAAUACUCGAGAACCAGCCGCCGCCCCCACUGCUCCAAACUGCCCAUCAACAGGCAUUACACGCAGCCGCAGCUAAUUUACCAGAGACCGCAGCAUGUGCAACAACUUCUCCCGUACCUAGCUCAGCAGCAGUAUCCUUUGCCGCCGUUUUACCAGCACCAGCCUGCGUCUGCGGCAGCGUCCGUGAACUUCCUACGGACAAGGCGUGUGACAAAACACAGGAUGGUGUGCACAUACACAUGCUUGCGCUGGUGAGUGUGCCGGCGCCGUGUCGCUUCUGCUUCGAAUGUCACACGGGCAUCUCCGUCAACGAGUGUAUUCGGGUGAGUUUCCUCUUUCCGCAGCAGCUUAUAGGUCCUGCGCUGAUGCUGCUCCUGCUGCUGCAACAGUUCCCAUGCUGUUACUGGAUAUCCAUCUUCACUGGAGAGAGCAAAAGAGACAGGACAGGGGCGAUGCAGAGCAGCGCAUCUUGUGGGCAUAUGCACUGCAACUGCCGCACCCUAUGCCUGUGCGGGAACAUUAAGCCAUGGGCUUCUAACUACAACGUCUUGAACAGUAAUGAGUGGACCUCGGACACAUACCAUAUGGGGAGUAUGGAAGUCCCCUAUGGUGUGUGGCCUUCAUCGAGCCACGCACUCCUGUCUCUCAUCGUUGAGACGUGCCGAAUCGGACCCUCAUCGAUCUCCGACUCGCGUGCGGCCUACCAAUACUUGCAGCCUUCGCACUGUUGGCACUUGUCGCAGCGGACGGUACGACAGGCUCUGGAGCGGCUGCUAGGUGUUAAAAUGCCUCUGGACUCCUCUUUGUGUCGCAACCAAGGCGGCGACCCUCCAAGCGCAAACAGCCGAGGGCCUACUCCACCGUCUCAGCAGGGCCUAGUAGAGGAUCUCGAGCAUGGAGACGCCACACCAGCUAUAUUGCUUGCCUCCGCAUCGGCCGCUUCUGCCUCGACAAGCCCCGCCGACUUGUCUUUAACGCCAAGACGUUCACUCUCGUUACAGUCGGAACAACAAGGCAGCACCAGCAGCGGUCCAGUAACAGCCCGCGAACGCGCUGCAAGUACAGCAGAUCGGCCUGACACAGUCCAUGGCCGCAGCGUGUACGUCGCAAAUAUCGUGCCAGGAACAUCCAAGGAGGCCUUGAAGUCAGCAAUAGACCUUGUGCUGGAGAAUGGGUGCGUCCUCGCAGUUGAAAUGCGGGAGCGCAGCAACAUGCAGCCGUACGCCUUCGUAGAACUCUCGACUCUACAGGCCGCGUACGAGCUGGUGCAGCAUAAGAAAACUGCCCUUGUCGUUCUCGACCAGCAGCUAAAAGUCCAAUUCAAGAAAGUAGGCCUGACGUCCUCUCUCUCUUCAUCUUCCCUGUCCAUCCCCUCGUCGUCCUCUUCUCCUUCCGCGUCUCUCUCUCUGUCACCUCGGUCCUGCUGUUGUUGUUGCUGUUCACGUCAAAGUCCAUCAUAUAUCGCACCGGCCGGGACGUGUGCGGAUCAUCAGGCACUUCUCCCAAGAACCCACGGCAACGUCGGGGCGGACGUUGGUGAUCGUGCUCCGCACUCGCAGUCACAGCCGAGGCACGUAAUGGCAGCCAGCUGCAGUCACACCAGUCACGUGUGCUGCAGGGGCACACCUGCUGCACCACCUAGACAGGCACAAGCAGCGGAUGUGCAACACAUGCGGGUAGUGGCUAACGGCGUACCAACCACUGGUGGUGGCAAAGGAGGCUUGACGCAGUGUCCAACAUCUGCGGCGGAGUUGGUAGCAGGUAAAGCCUCUUCGACAUGCAGCAGCGACAGUAGUGCCAAGUCCGAUGGCUCCGCUUGUACGAGCUGUUGCUGCAGGCAGAUGUACUGCAUGACUACAGGUAGCCCAAUAGCAGCAGCAGCAGCCGGCAGAGGCAGUUGCUGUCCUUGUUUCGUGUCCUCAGCUGUAGCGUCUACAGAAGUUGAGAGCAUGUUCCUCCGAUUACGGCCCUUCAUUGCGACGGGCGAAUCAGUGCUAGAUGUCUGCCGUGCAGUCUCGCACAAACUUGCUCAGGACUAUGGCUUACCAGUCCCCCUGCAGCUGCAGCCUCAUUCCGCCGCUACUGCUAGUAUCGGACAAAGCUGCAGUCAAAACAGCGAGAGCCUAGUUCAGGCCGCCACAAGCAUCCAGAGCCACUCUUCGGCGUCUAUGAACUCGGCCGCCCCUCCCCAGCUGCAGCCGUGUCAACCGUUCCCCGUGCCUAAAGACAACCUGAGCACCUGCGGCACAGCCACUGAGCAAGGGAGCAGCAGUAACAGCAGCGGCACAGGUACAGACCACCCCAGCUCGCCCCGCCUCGGCGGCGACAUUGAGUUACGUUUCGCCGCACAGCCGCAGAAGCAGCUGGCGCCCUCGAAGGAGCAGCACGUAAACCCCCCACACCCACGGCAGCAAGACCAAGCCGCCAACAGUCCUUCGCCUCCCCGGGUACAAAUGGAGGAGCCCGGGCAACAGCGAAGGGCUGCGGAGGGACACCGAGACCAGGCGAGCCAAGAACAACUGUGCGAAAACGCUGCCCACACUCCUUCCCAGGCGUCAGAUGGGCUGUCAGUAGGCCGUGCUAGUUGCGCGACAAAAAGCGAUACCCUUGCGGCGCUGCAGGUGCCAAUCAAAUGUACCCGCAGUCCAGAUGGCAGCGGCAGCUACCAGUUACUGCCAGCAGAAGCCGGAGCGCAUGCAUCAGCUGAAUCCGACCGUGCGGCGAGACAAGUUGAAAGCGGAGCGGGUAACAUGUCGCUCGCAGCUGACGCGCGUACGUUAGCUGUGACGACAGCAUCAGGUUCCGCGUCCGGGAAAGACGCUGCGGGACACGCAGGAGCAACGGUAGCGCCGGAAGCAGCGUCAGCAAGAGCAGAACCCGAGACACCGGAACCAGUGGCCAUAGCAACUAGCGGAGGGCCGCCCGCGACAGCAACUGAAGCUGCAGCGUCGUCACUACCACCGGCACAGCCCGGUGUGCACAGUGCCUGUGACGUUCAGAGAGGCACAGUUGCAUGCAGAGGACGUUGCUCGAAUGCAGACGUUGCACGGAUUUUCAAAGAAAAGACCUACUGCAGCGGUAAUCCGCAGCUUGAGAGCAACUCAGCGCUGGACAGACCUUCCCCGUGCAGCAGGGGCAGCAGCAGCGAGGAGGAAGAAAGGCAGCAGCAGCAGGAUUUACAGAAGUUGCUUGCACUGCGGCAGGGCCAGCAGGGAGGCACCUCGGGACAGCAGCUGGUUGUGGACUCCCACCAACCUCUUCAGCCGUAUCCAGGGGGUGCGCAAGACGUUUUUCGCAACAGCUAG